AUGGGUAAUUGUCAGGCAUGUAUGAAUGACCCAUAAAAUAUAAGCGAAUAUGGUGCUCAUUAGAAUGCUAAACAAGCAUCUUUACACUCAAUAGUUAGAAGAUCUUAACCUUUUUCAAAAGCAUCUUUAGCAGAGAUUGUAAAUGCUUCAUAGCACUAAUUGAGAACAAGUCAGAAACCUUCGAUCAAUAUUCAAAAGGAGGCAUCAUUGUCUAUGGUUGGAGAUGGUGCGGAUAUUUAGAAAUAAAAAACAAACUCAGAAUAACUAAUUUCUGUGCAUUGUCCAAUAGCAAAACUGGCGUAGCCUUGGGGUAGACCAGCCAGUGAACUCUAAAGUUUGAUAGGAUCAAAAGUCAAAAUGGUCCUUAGCAGAUUAAAGGAGUAUUAAUAUACUAGAGGAGAUGAUCCCGAAGCAGUAUUUUUAGAGCCUUAAAUAUUUGAACAAGGAAUGGUUUAUGAUGGAUAAUGGAAAUAUGGAUUAAGAUAGGGUAGAGGGAGACAAGUUUGGAAAGAAGGUAGCUAUUAUGAAGGAUAUUGGAAAAAUAGUUGUGCUCAUGGUCAUGGCAGAUUGAUACAUGCAGAUGGAGAUUAUUAUGAAGGAGAAUGGGAUAAUGACAAAGCACAUGGAUAAGGGAAGUAUGUGCAUGCUGAUGGGGCAAGUUAUGAAGGUAGUUGGAAAGAUGAUAAGUAAGAUGGAUUGGGACAUGAAAUAUGGCCGGAUGGUACAAGUUAUAAAGGAGCCUACAUUUAGAGUAAAAAAGAAGGACAUGGUAUAUUUAAAUGGCCAGAUGGAUCAUAUUAUGAGGGUGAAUUCUUAGACAAUGCAAUUCAUGGGAUGGGAACCUAUGUUUGGGGAGAUGGGAGAACCUUUAUAGGAUAAUGGAGAUAAAAUAAAAUGCAUGGAUUAGGAGAGUUCAAAUGGGCAGAUGGGAGAAGAUACAAAGGAUCUUAUUAGAAUGAUAAGAAAUAGGGUUAUGGGACAUUCGAUUGGCCUGAUGGAUCAAAAUACGUGGGAGAAUGGCAUGAUGGCAAAUAACAUGGGCUAGGUUCGGUAGUUGAUGAAAAAGGCGAAGAACACAGAGGAAGAUGGGACAAUGGCACAUUAUUGGAGUGGAUUACUUAAAAGGAUUGA
Paramecium tetraurelia is the source of this 1131-nucleotide messenger RNA. RefSeq lists its product as uncharacterized. Lineage: Eukaryota; Ciliophora; Oligohymenophorea; Peniculida; Parameciidae. Gene Ontology annotation, cellular component: cytosol. The transcript is spliced from 4 exons. The record is from RefSeq and is a predicted model, not a curated record.